This is a messenger RNA of Populus trichocarpa (black cottonwood), 1913 nucleotides long. RefSeq names its product glycosyltransferase BC10. Gene Ontology annotation, molecular function: glycosyltransferase activity. Gene Ontology annotation, cellular component: membrane. Lineage: Eukaryota; Viridiplantae; Streptophyta; Magnoliopsida; Malpighiales; Salicaceae. The coding region runs from base 565 to 1596 and encodes 343 amino acids. The record is from RefSeq and is a predicted model, not a curated record. The transcript has 2 exons.
AAGAAAAGGAACACUUCCCCAGGAAAUGACUCCACAGCAUUUUAAAAGAGUGAAGCAGUCCCUGCUAACUAUACAGCUUUCCCAUCUCUUUCACUGUUCCCCAGGCACUCAUUCCUCGCUUUCCCUUUCUCUCCUUCCCUUCCUCCCUCAACCCUAAAAAAAAAAUCUGUACUUUGAUGGAUAUCUAGCACCUUCCUCAUCUCCUGUCCCCCUACUGGUCUCAAAAUUCUAGCAUCAACCUUCUCCUCUUGCUGUCCAAAUGGGCUAUUAUUUUCUACCCUUGUGUUUCAGUACACCUCAUGAAAUCAUGAUGCCAGCGCUCAACCAAUCCACUUAAAGCAACGAACACCUACUCCAAUCUCUUCCCAUUUGUUUGUUUUUUUUACUUUCAACAUAUUUUUAGCCUUAUCUUUAUUUCCUCCUCUCAAGACUUCAAGUCUCGCAGUCUUUAACCCCAUCUUCUACUGUCUUCAAUGUUUUCAAGCAAGACAAAAGGAUAGCAUCCACACAAACACAAUCACUUGUUAACCAAUCUGGAAGCUAAAUCACACACAAAAACAUACCAUGUUGUCAUCUCCAAUUCUCUACUCAUUUUCACUCUUGCUUUCCUUUUCCCUCAUCUACCUCUUCACCCCUCAAAUCCUUGUUCCUCUUCAAAACGCUCUUUCUUACGAACUUGAUGAUCCUACUCUCUUCAAGAAAGCCCUCAAGCCUUGUAAAACCAUCCCCCCCCUAGCCACCAACAAUCCCACUCCUAAAAUUGCCUUUCUUUUCCUUACAAACUCUGAUCUCUCUUUUGCUCCUUUAUGGGAACGUUUCUUCGAAGGCUACAACAAUCUUUACAACAUCUAUGUACACGCUGAUCCAUUUAGUAAAGUCUCAAACCCAGAUGGGAUUUUCAAGAAUCGGUUCAUUCCUGGCAAGAAAACAGAAAGGGGCUCUCCUUCUCUAAUCUUAGCAGAAAAAAGGCUUCUUGCCAGAGCCAUUCUUGAUGAUCCUCUCAACCUUUAUUUUGCUCUUGUUUCUCAACACUGUGUCCCUCUCCAUUCAUUUCAAUACAUUCACGAUACCCUUUUCGGCCACAACAUUUUGAAAACUUUCACUACUCAAUCUCGUCAUCAAAGCUUCAUUGAGAUUCUCUCCGAAGAUCCAAACUUGCCUGAUAGAUACAAUGCUAGAGGGGAAAACAUUAUGUUGCCUGAAAUCCCAUAUGAGAAAUUUAGAGUUGGGUCUCAGUUUUUUGUGCUGGCAAAAAGGCAUGCUUUGCUUGUACUCAAGGAUAGAAAGUUAUGGAGGAAAUUUAAGCUUCCUUGCUUGAAUACAGAGUCUUGUUACCCAGAAGAACACUACUUUCCUACACUUUUAUCAAUGAAGAAUCCAAGAGGGUGCAGUCACUACACAUUAACAAAUGUUAAUUGGACUGACUGCUUUGAUGGGCACCCGCAUUUGUAUCAAGCAGAAGAGGUUUCACCAAAUCUGGUGCAUGGAUUGAGGCAGUCCAACUCAAGUUAUUCUUAUUUUUUUGCCCGGAAAUUUGCUCCUGAUUGCUUGCAACCAUUGAUGGAAAUGGCAGAUGAUGUGAUUUUCAAGGAUUGAAAACAAGUGAGCAAAGGUAAGAUUGAUUGAAGGAAUCUUUGGACUUUCUUUGGACAUUUGCAAGUGUGGUGUAGAGAGGAGGAGAAAGAAUUGUGUUGGUGGGAAGGGAAUAAGACCCAGCCCAGUGUAAAAGUAUUUUUUCAAAGUUGUUUGUAUAGAAAGUUGACUCAUAAUGUCUUGUUGUAUAUAAUAUAGUAUAACACUUUUGCUUUUGUAUAUUUUAAGUACAAAAGUGAAGGGAGGGUGAGACUUUAGAGCAUAAAGAGUGGAUCAAAGGCCAAAUGCCUCCCUUUUUCCUAUAGAAAAAAAAUUCGAGA